GAAAAUAUCCUCCACUAAUCUCCCGAAUUACAUUGACAUUCCGAGGCUUGACCGUCACGAAAUAAGUUCGGCUAUGCAGUUUUUUUGUUCUGUUUUCGCAGAACAUUCAUAACUCAUGGCUCGACCGUCCGUCGCCGAGAUGCUGUCUGAAGGAUCACCGGAGAAAGGCGAAGCAAUGAAAGGUCUCAAGGGAGUCAACUCGAAGGAUCCGUUUCUCAUCCAGUACCAGUCGUCGGAAUUGAAGGUCGCAUCGGAGUUCUUGACGACGUGGCUGCCUUUCCUGUCCAGAGAUCUUUGUCAACACUGCACGAAAAAGCUCUCCAAGCGCAUCCUCUCUCUUCACUCAGAAGAUGCAGAACCUUCAAAUUCAGAUGCUAAUGCAACCCCUUCUACUUCUAGUGACAUGGUGUUGGUGCUGAAUGAGAUUUGUGAUGAUAAUUGUGAGGUGAGUUCGACUGCAAGUUCAAAAGAUGAGCCAAAUGGGUGGUCUGAACCCAAGCCAGAAGCUUCCAUUAGUGGAGUAACUGGGAACUCUCCCUCAGUUGAGACUCCAACUCCUCGUAUGUCUUGGGCAGACAUGGCACAGGAAGAUGAGCUUGUGGAGGUAGAAGAGCAACAGCGUGAAGCAACCAAGCACAUGGUCGAUCUUAACUCUUCCACAAGAGAAUUGAGGGUAUCUAAAGUUGUGGAGAAGCCUAAGUUGUCUAGGGAUGAAAGGGAGUACAUUAGGUUUAUGAAUGUGAAGAGGAAGAAAGAUUUUAUUUGUCUUGAGAGAGUAGGAGGAAAAUUCGUUAACAUUCUUGAGGGACUUGAACUUCAUACAGGAAUUUUCAGUGCAGCUGAGCAGAAGAGGAUAGUAAACUAUGUUUAUAUGCUUCAGGGGAUGGGACAAAAGAGAGAAUUAAGAGAACGAACAUAUACAGAACCACCUAAGUGGAAGAGGGGCAAAAGGCGUGUAACUAUCCAAUUUGGUUGCUGUUACAACUAUGCAACAGAUAAAAAUGGCAACCCACCUGGUAUUCUUCAAGAUGAAGUUGUAGAUCCUAUUCCUCAUCUCUUUAAGGUGAUGAUUAGAAGGCUUAUUGGAUGGCAUGUGAUCCCACCAACUUGUGUUCCCGACAGUUGUAUUGUCAAUAUUUAUGAAGAAGGCGACUACAUACCUCCUCACAUUGACAACCAUGACUUUGUUCGACCAUUUUGUACUGUGUCAUUUCUUAGUGAAUGCAAUGUUGUUUUUGGGUCAAACUUAAAGGUUGUGGGUGCUGGUGAAUUUGGUGGUUCAAUUGCAAUUCCACUUCCUGUGGGAUCAGUUCUUGUUUUAAAUGGAAAUGGUGCUGAUGUGGCUAAGCAUUGUGUUCCUGCAGUUCCUACAAAAAGGAUAUCAAUCACAUUUAGGAGAAUGGAUGAAUCAAAGCGGCCAAUGGGGUAUGCUCCAGAACCUGAUUUGCAGGGGAUUGAACCAUUAUCCUAUGAAGCAGAAAAGGUCAAGAUAAGUUCACCUAGAUCUGAUCGCCAUACAAGAAAGCAGCUGGUUAGAAGGGGGGGUAAAACAGAAGCAAGGGGAGUAAUAGAUUCCUAUGAGAGGCAAGAACCUGAACCACGUUAUUCAAACCGGACUAGAAGAGUAACUGCAAAUGAGAGAAGGACCAAGUUGAGUCUUGGGAGCUGAAUGAUUGCUUGGUUUUAGUUAUGGGUAUUAAUUUUUAAUCUGUCUAUUAUAAUGGUCCAUUAAGUGUUUGGAAAGGCUAUAGAAUUACUGUUAUAGAUGUGCCAAAUGGUUUCCUAGCAUGAUUCUUACCCAGCAGAUAUCUCUGAGCUACUGGGAUGCCAAGGCAGUGGAUAUUUGGUGAGUUUCUCGUACUUGCUUUUAGGAGUUAUACUUAAGAGUUAAGAUGGCUGCCAAAAUUUAUAUUCCAGAUGUUUUUAAUUUUAGGAAGUCAUUGUUUGAUUCCAUGUUCAGAUAAAUAAGUGAUGGCUACAUAUUGGAUUCGUAAUUGGAUGGAUCUCAUAUUAGAAGCACUGCAGUGCUGGGGAUCUAUGAUUGACUGAAACCUUGUUUGAAGCUGCUUGUUUUUGAUGGAUUGCAUUGCUGCGGUGCCAUAAGCAAAGGAUUAGCAUCCUGUUGACUUAAGGAAAGCUGUAAGAGCUUCUAUAUUUUUUCUCUUCCCCAUCUGUGUUGAUUGAUAUUCUGAUAUAUUUUGAAGUUGUACAAGAGGAUGUUACUUAUAUAGUAAUCAUACCACAUAUAAUGGUUUUG
Molecule: messenger RNA, 2257 nt
Organism: Rubroshorea leprosula
Lineage: Eukaryota; Viridiplantae; Streptophyta; Magnoliopsida; Malvales; Dipterocarpaceae
Source: the annotation of a GenBank genome assembly